AUGGUUAAAGAUUCGGAUAAAGACAUUUGGAAUGCUAGAACUAUUGAACGACUUUCAGAGCUUACAACUAAAAGUAGUUCUACCGAAAGUUAUAGCAUAACUAGCACUCCAGUCAAACGAGAAUCCCCAAACAUAGUCAAUAAAAAUAUAGGAAAAAAAUAUAAGGCUUCAUCGUUACCGGCUUCUCCAAAUAAAACUAACGCUUUACAAAGACGGGUAUUAGAGCAGCCAAAAAUAAACACGUUAAAUUCUGCUAAUAACAUUGGUGGUUCGCCUACAAAGGAUCGUAAAACAAAUAAUUUCUCAAAAAAGAGCAACACCAUUAGUUCAACGACGCUAUUUGAUUUUUUUGGUCGUAAAAAGGAAUCGAACGGCAGUCCAAAUAUCAGAAAAGGUACUCUAAAAGAAAAAUUAGAAAAUGAAGCAAUCAACAUAAUAACGUCCAAAUAUUGGAAUUCAUCUGAUCCAACAACCACUCUUAAAUUGGAAAUUGUUGACUCUAAUAACAAAAGUGAUUCAAAUACUCCGUGUGAUAACGAUAAUGGAAAAAAUAUCUUUGAUGAUGAUGACAGCCAGUGUAAGGAUGAAACUCCCUAUAAAGAUGAAAUUAUUCAACAAUUACGUGUUAACCCUCAAUAUAUUCGAAAAUUGCCCAUGAACGAAGAGGUUGCCAUUGAUAAGACUGAUACUACACGAUACCUUCAUACUGGUGAUUUUCGGGCAUGUCCACGUCAAGUGCUUCAUUCAGCGAUAGCACAACCUGAUAAUCCGCCAAUAGAUAUUUUAUAUCUUGACACUACUUAUUUGAAUGGACGAUAUUGCUUUCCAGCUCAAGAACAAGUUGUUAAUGCUAUCAUAUUAUUGAUCAAAGAAGCUAUCAAGAAUGGUGGAUUACUUCCUUUGAAACGCACGAAGACUAUAAAAGAGCAAGAGGAUAAAUCGCAGAUGGUAUUGGAUCAAUGGUUCAAAGGAAAGUCAAAAGAAGCGUCGAUAAAUCCAGAUUCAGAUUUAAACCAAGAAGAUUCUAUAGAGAUUUUAGACACAAAUUUAUCCACUGCUAGUAUGAAUAUCGAUGAAACUGAACAGAAAUGUGUUGGCUUGCAAGAUAGUAAAAUUCUGAUCGUCGUUGGCACUUAUUUGAUCGGUAAAGAGAAG
Racocetra fulgida is the source of this 1155-nucleotide messenger RNA. NCBI's taxonomy places the organism in Eukaryota, Fungi, Glomeromycota, Glomeromycetes, Diversisporales, Gigasporaceae. The record is from the annotation of a GenBank genome assembly.